This is a messenger RNA of Symbiodinium necroappetens, 488 nucleotides long. The record is from the annotation of a GenBank genome assembly. NCBI's taxonomy places the organism in Eukaryota, Dinophyceae, Suessiales, Symbiodiniaceae.
GUUCCUCUUCGAGCUUGUCAUUCGGGUGGGUGCCCAGAAGUGGAAGUACUGCAGUGCAGAAGACUGGCAAUGGAAGUGCUUGGACGUCUUUGUGGUGCUCACCUCGCUGUGGGAGGUCGCGGUUGACGUUAUAACCGCAAUUUUCGAAGGGCAGCAGAGCAUUGAGGCCAUCCAGGGAUUGAGAAAUCUCAAGUCGUUCAGAAUCAUCCGGCUCACGCGCCUUCUCCGAGCCGUGCAGUUUGUACGGAUCUUUCGCUUCGUGAUGGCCUUGCGCAUGCUGGUGGAUUCGAUUUUCUCAACCUUGAAAUCGUUGUUUUGGGCCCUGAUCCUGCUGUGCCUGGUGAUCUAUGUCUUUGCGGUGAUGUUCGCCGAUGCUGUCAACGACUACAACAACGACUCGCUCGUGGAGCAGCUGAGUGCUAAGGACUUCGAAGCCACGCAGCUUUACUGGGCCUCGUUGCCAGACAGCAUGCUGACGCUCUUCAUGA